AUGAAGUCUGUCAGAAAUUCAGAAAAUUUGGUCGUCCUGCUAGCAUUAAUGGCGGUUAGUAUCCAUCUCGUGGCUGGAGCUACGUUAGAUGAUAUGCAAAGAUUACAAACACAACUUUUUGCAAACUAUUCAAACAUACCACGGCCUGUUUAUAACCAAAGUGAGACGGUACAAGUUGGUGUGCAGAUGUACCUUAUGUCAAUCAUUCAGGUUGACGCCGUGUCCAGCUUAAUUGAGUUGAGUACGGGAGCGAUGAUCACAUGGUCAGACUACAGGCUUGCAUGGGAUCCAAACGAUUACGGUGGACUCACUUCAUACAGUGUAGAUCCAAACACCAUCUGGUAUCCGGGCCUCUUCAUCACCUCUACAUCCGACGAUCUUGAACAGAUUGGAAAUAACGAUUUUCACGUAGAUAUACUUUCGAAUGGAACGAUAACAUGGAUCGUAGGUAAAUUAAUUAUGUCGUCAUGUAAUGUCGAUAUGACAAGCUUCCCGAUGGAUACCCAAAGAUGUACUGUUAUUCUAAUGCCAUGGGGUUACACAGCAUCAGAGGUCACGGUAUACCCCGUCAGCAGAAGCAUCAGCAUGGACUUUAGUAGUGCUAAUGGUGAGUGGAGUAUCGAAAGUACUUCGGUUAGCGAGUACGACUUAUUCAUGCCAUAUUAUUCAUCUCUUGCGGUUCAGUUGACUCUUAAAAGGAAAUCAACUUAUUUCGUUAUUUCGUUGAUCUUGCCUAUGAAUCUGCUCGGCUUCCUCGUUCCAUUUGUCUUUCUUCUCCCUGCAUCCUCUGGGGAACGUAUAUCUUAUAUCAUAACAAUGUUCCUCUCCUUGGCCGUGUACAUGACAAUUGUAACAAGCAUGAUCCCACAGGUGUCCGACCCAAUGGCUGGAAUAACAUACUACACCUUUGUGUCUCUGGCCUUCAGUUCAGGAAUAGUCUUUCUGACGAUUUUCACAUUAAGAUUCGAAGCUCUGGACGACGUGGGCCAGUUUCCUAAAUUUAUCGUAUGGACAGUGAAAAAGUUAUUCAUGUGUUGCAACAAAAAACGAAGAAGAACUCAAAUAGAAGAUGGAAAAACAGGAAGAAAUGAGGGUGAAUUUGAUGAAUGUGAAACGGAAACAAAACUCACCAAGGCGAUAAUGAUGAAAUAUAUCGACAUGGUUCUUUUCAUAUUCACAAUGGCUGUACCUUUAAUUGUCAAUAUUUUUUUCAUACCACUUUGUUGGUGA
Messenger RNA from Ylistrum balloti, 1230 nucleotides. Its product is annotated as neuronal acetylcholine receptor subunit alpha-3-like. Gene Ontology annotation, biological process: monoatomic ion transmembrane transport; chemical synaptic transmission; nervous system process. NCBI's taxonomy places the organism in Eukaryota, Metazoa, Mollusca, Bivalvia, Pectinida, Pectinidae. Bases 1 to 1230 code for a protein of 409 amino acids. The record is from RefSeq and is a predicted model, not a curated record. Gene Ontology annotation, molecular function: neurotransmitter receptor activity; extracellular ligand-gated monoatomic ion channel activity; transmembrane signaling receptor activity. Gene Ontology annotation, cellular component: synapse; neuron projection; membrane. The transcript has a single exon.